This is a messenger RNA of Dreissena polymorpha, 733 nucleotides long. Its product is annotated as protein bcn92-like. Bases 86 to 367 code for a protein of 93 amino acids. NCBI's taxonomy places the organism in Eukaryota, Metazoa, Mollusca, Bivalvia, Myida, Dreissenidae. Gene Ontology annotation, cellular component: mitochondrion; L-cysteine desulfurase complex. The record is from RefSeq and is a predicted model, not a curated record. Gene Ontology annotation, biological process: iron-sulfur cluster assembly. The transcript is spliced from 3 exons.
UAUUGAAAGAAAUAAUAAAUAAAGCUUUGUUGCAAAAACGGUGAAUAGUAAAAUAUUGUCUCGUAGGAAAGUUGUUAAUGUCAAGAUGGCAUCAGCCAAAAGAACCACAAUGUCACUGUAUAAAUCUCUGCUGCGAGAGAGCAAGAAGCUGAAUUCAUAUAAUUUUAGAAUGUAUGCCCUUGACAAAAUACGUCAUGAUUUUCGAGCCAACAAGAAUGUUACAGAACCAGCUCAGUUGGAUGUGUUGUUGAAGAAAGCCAGAGAAAACUUAGAUGUAAUUAAACGGCAGGCUGUUAUAGGUCAUAUGUAUGGCGAGGGACAUCUGGUCAUAGAGAAUAGACCGUCUCAGAGCCAGUCAACCACGUGAUCCGUUAUUGAGGUUGUGAACUUGUGCUUAUUAAUUGACCAUCGAUUGAAGAACUGUGGACUUUCUUCAUUUGUUUGCUUUCCUAGAACUGAUGUGGCAAACAACAUCUCACUGCUUGCUCAGAUCAAAAUAUGUUUCUCAGCAACUAAUUAAAAAUUAAUAUAAAUAAGUACCAUAAACAUUUCUUCUUUUUUUGAAGGAAAAAGAAUUUAGGAACUGUUAAAGAGAUGUUAAAAAUCAGGUCACCUCACAUAUGGAAUUUAUAUAAGUGAUGGUGUCAUGAAAUGGUGUUUAUUCUGUGUGUUAAAUAGCAGAGAAUGGUAUCCAUUACCAUUUGAACAUUUAUAAUAAAAUAUUGUAUUCCAA